UCUCAAGCGGAGCACACGGAGUGUCAGAUUAAACUGGAGUUUGAGAAGCUUCAUCAGUUUCUCAGAGAUGAAGAAGAAAUUGCAAUCACUGCACUGAGGGAGGAAAAGGAGCAGAAGAAUCGGAUGAUGCAGGAGAAGUUUGAGGAGAUCAACAGACACAUCUCAGCUCUUUCACACACAAUCAGAGACUUGGAGAAGAUGAUGAAUGCCAAUGAAGUCUUGUUUCUAAAGAACUUUCCAGAUGCGAUGGAAAGAGUCCAGAGCUUACGGUCGGAUCCACAGCUGGCUUCUGGAGCUUUGAUUAACGUGGCACGUUACCUGGGCAACCUGCCAUUCAGAGCCUGGAAGAAGAUGCAAGACGUUGUCCAAAACAGUGAGUCUUUAGAAAAGUGA
Sinocyclocheilus grahami is the source of this 393-nucleotide messenger RNA. RefSeq names its product tripartite motif-containing protein 35-like. NCBI's taxonomy places the organism in Eukaryota, Metazoa, Chordata, Actinopteri, Cypriniformes, Cyprinidae. The annotation marks the transcript as partial. The record is from RefSeq and is a predicted model, not a curated record. The transcript is spliced from 3 exons.